Molecule: messenger RNA, 1424 nt
Organism: Oldenlandia corymbosa var. corymbosa
Lineage: Eukaryota; Viridiplantae; Streptophyta; Magnoliopsida; Gentianales; Rubiaceae
Source: the annotation of a GenBank genome assembly
CUAAAAAGCAACACAACCUAAACUUGAGUACACCCCAUAAAAGAGAAACAACUACACGUUAAAGUAAUCAUGAUCAUCAAAACUCCCAAAACAACAAACAUCCAAUUUAACAUUUCCCAAUGUGCUUCACUAAUCUCUCUUUCCUUUCUUCACCUUCGUCUUCUUCUUCUUCUUCUUCUUCAUGAUCAUUCUGUGUUAAUUUCUGUACGGAAACUGCAUAUAACAAUGAUCCCGAAAUGUUUCAGCCAACCAAAUUUCUCUGCAUCAUCAGAGUCAAAUAAUUCAGAUGGAUCUUCAUCUUCCCCGACCCAAAUUCCUCAAAAUCUCGUCACCUGCGUUUACCAAACUCAAUUGUGUAAUGCCCAGACAAAUCUCACUCUCACCUGGUCGAAAACCAUCUUCUCACAUACUUUAACCAUUCAUUCCCCGGAGUUUUUCUCCGUUACCAUUCCCCUGUACCCGUCAACUCUUUCUUCAUUCUUCAGGGGUACCCGACAUGGAUCCAAAUCCGUUUGCUUCAGUAAUACCCAAACCCAAACCCGCCUCGAACGCAAGUUGAAGUUGUAUUGGGACUUCAUCCAUGCCGAAUUCAACAACAACUCGGCCGAGCCGGAGUCGGGUUUCUACUUCGCAAUCGCUUCCGGGUCCAGGAUGGAAUUCUAUCUCGGCGAUCGGCUGGAUGCUUUGGGUCGUCGGUUCCGGUCGGAUAUUUCGUGGAACUUGGAUAGCGGGUUGAAUCAUCUGUUGUCCAAGAGGGAGCAUGUGUUCGGGCAAAGGUCUUACGUAACCCGGGCUCAAUUCGUCGGAUCUACCCAUGAAAUCGGGAUCGAAUGCGGCGGCGGAGCCCUGAAAUUGAAAGUGGACGGAGAAUUGAGAUUGGUGGUGAAGAGGCUAGCGUGGAAAUUCAGGGGAAAUGAGAAAAUCUUCAUCGGUGGAUUAGAAGUGGAGUUCUACUGGGACGUUUUUAACUGGAUUAAUAACAAUAAGACUGACGAUACUAACAAAAAAGGUGGGAAUGUUUCCGGGCACGGCGUAUUUGUGUUCCAAGUCGGGGAUGCCGGAAUUUGGCCGGAAAUGGUGGGAGCGGAGAAAAAAUUGAUGAGGAAAAGCUUGUCGUCGGCGGCCAGCGGUGGCCGGCAGCUGGCGACGCCGCUAUCUUCUCUGCCGUCGUCUCCGUCGUGUUCAAGUGUGUUGCAAUGGGCCGACGAGAGUAGCGAAUGUGGAAGGAGUUCGUGUUCGUCGACUAGAUCAUACGGCAGCGGCGGAGGAUUUUCUUUGCUGUUGUAUGCUUGGAGAAAAGGUUAACUGUUUGACAGAUUGACAGUCAUGUGGUUUUUUCUUUUAUUCUUUUUUUUUUUUUUUGGUUGUUUUAGAAAAUCUGAUACAGCACAAAUUUUUUCAGUUGAGAAUUUGUCGACUUUUUU